Rhinichthys klamathensis goyatoka is the source of this 1426-nucleotide messenger RNA. It is a transcript of the gene apoob, whose product is annotated as apolipoprotein O, b. NCBI's taxonomy places the organism in Eukaryota, Metazoa, Chordata, Actinopteri, Cypriniformes, Leuciscidae. Gene Ontology annotation, cellular component: MICOS complex. The record is from RefSeq and is a predicted model, not a curated record. The coding region runs from base 50 to 781 and encodes 243 amino acids. The transcript is spliced from 9 exons. Gene Ontology annotation, biological process: cristae formation.
ACCCCGGAACGCUUUUUGACUAAUUUUGGCCGUGAUUUGGUUAGUUUUGAUGAGCAAUUGGGCUGGUUUUGUUGUGCAGACCUGGCAACACUGCGUAGCAGAGCGCUGUUCUCAAGAAAAAAUGUCAAAUUUUAGGAAAAUAGCCAAGGUGGUGCUGCCCGUGGCAGUGCCUGGAGCCCUUGGCCUGAUGUCUGCCACUGUUUUUGCUGCAAGCGAGGCCAAAGAAAAUAACACCACCCUAAAGACUGAUGAGCUUUCACUCUAUAACACGCCUGAGUCCCAGCUGAGGUACGAGGAGCCCGAGGUUGGUCAUGUUGAGCAGGGUGUGGCGUCUCUGAGAAAGACGGCGGAACCUUAUAUUUCAUGGUGUCAGGAAAAGACACAGUUUACCGUGGAGAAAGUACAGUCUUACUACAAGACUGUUGAGCCCGGUGUGAGUAACACUCAAAAUAUUGUAAAGGAUAUAUAUGCAUUUUUGAAUGACCCUCCAUCUGAGUUCUAUGCCAGUGUCGGUGUUAUCGGUUUUUCUGGAAUUCUGGGACUUUAUUUAGCAAAAGGCAGUACAAUCAAGAGACUGAUGUUUCCCACUGGGUUGAUGGCUCUCAGCGCCUCUAUGUUCUACCCACAACAUGCCGCCUCCGUUGCCAGGACCACAAAAGACUACAUAUUUUCCCGGGGUUCAGAAGGGCGAGUUGUUUUGGAGGAGCUGCUGAGAGGGAAGUCACCAUCCAAGGACAAAGUUGAGAAGACACAUAAAACAGACAGCCAAAAAUCAAGUUGAGACAAAGCAGUAAGUUUAAUGAGAAGUUCCUGCUUUGCACCGGGAUUGUGUUCUCUCAUCAAUGCACUGUAUUAGUUUAGUGGUUUUUGCUGUAUUAUUUUAUUGACCGUGUUUACUGAAACUGUAUAUUUUACCCUUUUUUUUUUGUCCAUUAUAUAAAAUAAAUUUACUUUAUAAAUGUACACUGCAACCAUUUGGACUGAACUGAAAAAGAGAAUUACCUACUUGACCUGCACUGUGAAAUUUCCAGACACUUUUCAGCAACUCAAUGACUUUCAGGUCUUACUGAUGGGUCCAAUUGUAUUUCCAGAGUAUUCUACACCAGUGUUGGCAUUGCAUUCUCUAGAGCUUUCCAGUAUCGUUAAACAAAGAUUUCGAACUUUCAUAAGUUUACAUUACCAUUUCACAAACCACGUUGAUAAGAAUCUGUCCCAUGAAACAUGAACUUGGCCUAGUCUGGACAUAAACAAAGGGACAUUCUGCAAAGUACAGCACCCUCCAGGAAACAAUCCAUUCUCUGUUCAUUUACAGUACAGUGCAGUAUGCAGUCUGCUUUUACUCUUUUACCCUUAUGACUUGCACAUUUGUUGUGGGAGGAAUGCCUGAAGGUGUUAUCUUAUGCAUAAAAUUAAAUACAAAUACUUU